GAUCUAGAGAGAGAAAGAAAAAAAAAGAAGCAAUGUUUAGCCAAAGCUUGUUUGAGGAUCAUCAAGAUAUGUCAACACAACUAGGAUUUUUCUCUUUUCCUCCAAAUUGCAACAAUAUGGGCAUAAGUAGUAGUACUACUACUUCAAGUACUACUCUACCAUUUAUUGGAUACAACCAAAAUACUCUAAAAACCCUCACUAUGAUCCCUCCCUCUUUUGAUCAUAAUUCCUUAAAUAUUGAAUCUACACAUGAUCCAAGGCACAAAGAGGACCUUACUACUUCUAUUUUUGGAGGACCCCAUCUUCUUUCCUUGCAAAAAUCCAAUCCAAAUACAUGGGCAUGGGGAGAAGUGCAUGAGAGGAGCAAUAUUAUUAAGAGAUCAAGGGAAUUUGAUCUUGAUCAUCAUAAUUUAGGGGUUUCAUCAAUUAAGAUGAAGAAGUUCAAAUCAUCAAGAAGAAAAGUAAGAGAACCAAGAUUUUGUUUCAAGACUAUGAGUGAUGUGGAUGUGUUGGAUGAUGGUUAUAAAUGGAGAAAAUAUGGACAGAAAGUUGUCAAAAAUACUCAACAUCCCAGGAGUUAUUAUCGAUGUACACAAGAUAAUUGUAGAGUUAAGAAACGAGUGGAAAGAUUAGCAGAAGAUCCAAGAAUGGUGAUUACAACAUAUGAAGGGAGACAUGUUCAUUCUCCAUCACAAGAUGAAGAGGAUUCACAAGCUUCAUCACAACUUAAUAAUCUCUUAUGGUAGUUUAAAAAAAAAUAUAUGGCCAAGUCUUUUUAUAUAAUAUACUCAAUUUUAAUAUUAACCCUCUUUGGUUUUUUCAUGUAAUGGAAAUUAGGUUUCAUUAAUUUCCUAGUUUACUAAUGAUGGAUGCUUAACUAUAAAAUCCAAUGUGUAAUUUGUUAUGUGGACCACUACUAGACUUUGCUCUUUAGUUUGUUGGGCCUCAUGCCUCUUACUAUAUUGUAAUUUGAAGGCAAAAAAAUGAGAACUAAAUUUGUGGUCUUAUAUUUCAUAU
Molecule: messenger RNA, 1017 nt
Organism: Solanum verrucosum
Lineage: Eukaryota; Viridiplantae; Streptophyta; Magnoliopsida; Solanales; Solanaceae
Product: probable WRKY transcription factor 13
Exons: 3
Coding region: 33-746 (237 amino acids)
Biological process (GO): regulation of DNA-templated transcription
Molecular function (GO): DNA-binding transcription factor activity; sequence-specific DNA binding
Source: RefSeq, a predicted model, not a curated record